Messenger RNA from Oryzias latipes (Japanese medaka), 4341 nucleotides. RefSeq names its product transducin beta like 1 X-linked (gene tbl1x). The record is from RefSeq and is a predicted model, not a curated record. Gene Ontology annotation, cellular component: histone deacetylase complex. Lineage: Eukaryota; Metazoa; Chordata; Actinopteri; Beloniformes; Adrianichthyidae. Gene Ontology annotation, molecular function: transcription corepressor activity; protein binding. Gene Ontology annotation, biological process: regulation of transcription by RNA polymerase II.
UGAGCAAGGCGAAAGGAGAAUUAAUCAACCACUGUGUGACCAGGCAGGCGAAAAAGAGUGGCGCGUGGGGGAGGGGAGGCUCUUUAGAGCAACAUGCUGAACUGUACGCAGCACUAAGGGCUACUUAGACUGAAGGAAACCAUCACACACUGCGUUUCAAUUGAUACAUUUGUUUACAAUUAGCUUUAGCGUAAAUUACAUCUUAUAAUUUUUUUAAUUAGAAUUAAACUGAGGUGGAAAGCUGUUAACUUAAAGCGCCCCAAAACACUGCAUCUUGUGUAUUUGGGUGAUUUUAACGGCUGACAUUUAGCUCCCGGUUAAGCUAAUUAGGGCAGCUAGCAACAAACGGCGUAAUUAACUCUCUAAUUAACCUGUAUUUGGUGAGUCCUCACUUCAAUAUUCAGGUUUAAGGUCAGCCAACCUUCACCCCCCCACCUCCCCUGUGCUCGAGUCUGCAUCUGUGCUGCCGCGUCUACUAUCUGCUGCUCAGUGAACGCUGAAACUUCAGCCCGACACCACCAAACUUCACCGUGCCCCCCCGCGCGUCCGGCCGGGCUAACACUUUUUUAUUUUUUUUCCGGGCGGCGGGGUGAAUUUAGCCGGCGGUGAGUCACACGGUCCGCGGUAGAAACUUGAAAAUAUGACGAUCAUCAAAAUGGGAGGAAAGUCUUUGCUGGCGUGCUGAAGUUGGAGGUUCUCCCCCCACCAACACCCCCGUGGAAGAGAGGAAGAGAGGUGGCGGACACCACGAGUUCACCCUCACGGUAAAAAGGAGUGAGCUCAUCCUUCCAGCAGACCCCCCCCCUUCAUUGGGCUAAGAUGAGUAUAACCAGUGACGAAGUGAAUUUCCUGGUUUACAGAUACCUCCAAGAAUCAGGUUUCUCCCACUCAGCGUUCACAUUUGGCAUCGAGAGCCACAUCAGCCAGUCUAACAUCAACGGAACACUAGUGCCCCCUGCAGCCCUCAUAUCCAUCCUGCAGAAAGGCCUCCAGUAUGUGGAGGCAGAGAUCAGCAUUAAUGAGGACGGUACGGUCUUCGACGGUCGACCCAUCGAGUCGCUGUCGCUCAUCGACGCAGUGAUGCCAGACGUGGUGCAAACGCGGCAGCAGGCUUUCCGCGACAAACUCGCCCAGCAGCAGGCUGCAUGCACCACUGCAGCUUCAACUUCUGGGAACCAGCCAAAUGCACCAAAGAACGGAGAAGCCACCGUAAACGGAGAGGAGAACGGCACUCACGCCAUGAAUAACCACAGGGAGCCCAUGGAGACGGAUGUUGACAUUGAGAUACCAGCCAGUAAAGCCACAGUGCUGCGAGGCCACGAGUCUGAAGUCUUUAUCUGUGCCUGGAACCCCGUCAGCGACUUGUUGGCCUCUGGCUCGGGCGACUCCACCGCCCGCAUCUGGAACCUCAAUGAGAACACCAACUCCAACUCCACCCAGCUGGUGCUGCGCCACUGCAUCAGAGAGGGCGGCCAGGAUGUCCCCAGCAACAAAGACGUCACCUCACUGGACUGGAAUAGCGACGGGACCCUGCUGGCUACAGGUUCAUAUGAUGGAUUUGCCAGGAUAUGGACCAAGGACGGAAAUCUGGCCAGCACUCUGGGGCAACACAAAGGACCCAUAUUUGCACUGAAGUGGAACAAGAAGGGAAACUCCAUCCUCAGCGCUGGUGUGGAUAAGACGACAAUCAUUUGGGAUGCACACACCGGGGAAGCCAAGCAGCAGUUUCCUUUUCACUCAGCUCCGGCGCUGGAUGUGGACUGGCAGAACAACACCACCUUUGCCUCCUGCAGCACAGACAUGUGCAUCCACGUGUGCCGCCUGGGCAGCGACCGGCCCCUCAAGACCUUCCAGGGCCACACGAAUGAAGUCAACGCCAUCAAGUGGGAUCCAUCGGGUAUGCUGCUGGCCUCCUGCUCAGACGACAUGACCUUAAAGAUUUGGAGCAUGAAACAGGAUUCCUGCGUCCACGACCUCCAGGCUCACAGUAAAGAAAUCUACACUAUUAAGUGGAGUCCCACAGGGCCCAGCACAAAUAAUCCCAACUCCAACAUCAUGCUCGCCAGCGCGUCCUUUGACUCCACGGUGCGGCUGUGGGACGUGGAGCGCGGCGUGUGCAUCCACACGCUGACCAAACACCGCGAGCCCGUUUACAGCGUGGCGUUCAGCCCCGACGGCAAGCACCUGGCCAGCGGCUCCUUCGACAAGUGUGUUCAUAUCUGGAACACCAUGACGGGAGCUCUGGUGCACAGCUACAGGGGGACCGGGGGCAUCUUCGAGGUGUGCUGGAACAGCACUGGAGAUAAAGUGGGUGCCAGUGCUUCAGACGGCUCGGUUUGUGUUCUUGACCUGCGAAAAUAGCUGACCUGAGACUUAAACGGAUCCUCGAAUGUGCAGAAAAUUGCCUUCUCCUGACGUCAACAAACACCCCCUCCUUUGUCUGGAAGGGCCGUAAAGGUGGACUCCAAUGAAACCCUCACAGGUGUAGACCCAGAUGCUGCCAGCGGCUUGAACAGCAGCUGAGUUCAAUGCAGCUUGUUAACGCUUGUUUUCUAAUAAGUCUGAGGCAAGAUGGAAACUGGCUCAGAAAUCCCCAAAAAGUGGCCUUGGCUCCCCGGGUGCGUCCGAGUAUUAACAGGUUCCUGAUGACGACGUGCGGCGCUCGCUGCGGGUCCAGCUGUUGUGGAGCUGCGAGGGUGGAAACGCAAAGAUGAGGCGGGUUUUCUGAAGGAAGGAGUGGUAACAAGAGCCAGGUGUCGGGACUGUGCGGAAGGAAGGCUGCGGGGUUUACGAUUCCUCCGAGGAGGCGUUACUUAAACGUCGACGUGAAUUAACCACCAACGGGGUGGGCGUGGCUGACGCCCGGCUCCCAGGCGGCGCUGCUGUCCCCUGACGAGGUGCUCGACGACUCCUGCGUGGAGGAGUCCGUCAUCAGAAUGGCUGCUGCCGGUGUUUUGGGAUGUUCUUGAAUGUCGCCGCUGCCUGGUGGUUCUUAGCUUCAUCAUGUGACCUGAGAUGGAAAAAAAAAAAGACGUGGAAAAGGUGUGAACAGUGUGGCUUAAAGAGUCUAACUCCCUUUUUUUUGGAUGUAAAUUUCAAGAAUGUAAAGAAAAAAAUGUAAAUUAGAUUAAUACACAGACUUAUAUACUGUGUAUAUAUAUGUUUAUAUACAGUACACUUUAUUGCCAUCUAUAGGGGGUCUUUACGGCUGAAGCUGUCGCAUCUUUUUUUUAUCAAAGUGCAUGUCUCAGUUUCUGUCAGUGCAGUCUUUCUGAACUCUGCCAUCCUAUCAGCUGUUACGUUUUCUGUAGAAUCAGUUAGAAAUGGUAUCAUGCAGUCGGCCCACACAACACCUGCAUCCAUGGCGUAAACGGUGCAGGAGAUGAUGUUUUUUUAAAACUUUUAAUGGCUUUAAAGUUUGUGUGCAGACGGAACACCGCGGAGCGAUCAAACCCCCAACCCCCAGAGAGUUCUUGCAGCUUAAUCUGCAUCACUGUGUUUCCUGUUUGGCACUUUUUCCUCGUCAGGCUGCUGAGCUGUUAGAUUCCAUCGCAGCCAGAAAGUGGCGUUUAUGCAAAAAAAAAAAAAAAAGAUAAAAGUUGACUUUAUGGGUUUUAGCUGAUCGGAAGGCCUGAACUGCGAAGCCAGAAGACCUCAGGUUCAAGCCUGAUGUUCCAUCACCGCCAGUCUAAGCCGUCUUCCUGUCCUCUGAGCAUCAGGAUGAUGAGGAAAACUUCGUCUUCAAAUCUUCACUUCAACGGCGUCCACAUUCUGCAGCUGCAGCAGCCCCAACAUGUAGUUAGAGAAACGCAGCUCAGGAUUCAUGAUUGUAAACAAAAGAACGGCCUCCACUGAAGCUCCAGAGGAAAGCGUCUGCGCAGACUCGGCUUCGCAGCUCAGGCCUGCGGGUGCAGCUCUGCAGACACUAUAAACCACCUCCACUUCAUUUGCCUUUUUCUAGGUCCCUCAUCUUCUGCCAGAGCAACAUGAAGUGCACUUUUUGUAUUAGUGGAUGCUGCAAAUUUUCAAUGAAAGUGAAGGUCCAAUGUUUAAACUUUGCCUUUUUUCCCCCCGCCCCGCCCCUCCUCUCCAUCUCAAAUGAUGGCGUUCUAAUUGGUGUUCAUCGAUUUCUCACAUUUUGUAUUUUUCAUUUGCUGAAGGCCUUUAUUGUCUGUGUCAGACUGAUAAUUGGGCUGCGGGUCGGUGGGACUUUCCCAGCGAGCGGAGAAGCCCGGUUAUGGGACGGGUGCUGUGGCAGUGACACCCGCCCCCGCUGUCACCUGUUUCCAGGCAAAACUUUGAAGUCAUUCAGUGUCUCAAAUAAAUGACUCUAUUUUUAUA